This is a messenger RNA of Maylandia zebra (zebra mbuna), 2773 nucleotides long. Lineage: Eukaryota; Metazoa; Chordata; Actinopteri; Cichliformes; Cichlidae. The record is from RefSeq and is a predicted model, not a curated record.
CUGGUGUUCCUCAACUGCCUAUAUCAUUUGAGCAGGGGUGUACGCCCACGUCAAAAAGUAUUUUCACACCGCUGACGUUGUGUCAUGUAAAAUGUUCAGGAAUAAUUAUCAGUUGUUUCUUGCAGGGUGGAGCUGUGGUUGAGAUCUUCAGUGGACAAGGAAAAGACCCUGCGGCUAAAUGGAAACUCUGCGGAGGGCCGUCAGCCAUAUAUAAAGAGUAUAAUAAAGAAGUCAAAGGAUGUGUUUACUGUCUGGAUGGAAGCAGCCAGACAGUCAAGAUGCAAAUGCCAGAGAAUGGCAAAAUGUCUCUUGGACUUCUCCAAAGAUUUUUGGUGCUUCAAGUCAAUGUUUCUCACGGUCAUGACUUUUCUGCUGAGCUUGUGAUAACUGAUUCAGAGGGCCUAAAAAGAAGACUCCACUUAUCAACAGUGCAUAAAGAGGUGUCUGCCACACUUUUGCAUGCAAAGAUACCUUUUGUUGGACUGAAACGCAAUGUUUGGUCAACAUUAUGCAUCGACCUUGUAUCACUGAGCGGUGAACUGUUCAAGGGAUUUUUGACACUGGAUGGCAUCACGUUGUUCGCUACCUGCAAAGUCCGGAGAAUCUUCACUGUAAGAACGGAGCAUGCAGGAAUGUCAGAUGAUGACAUGUUUCGCAGUGGAGCUGGUCUAAUGGACUUAAUCCCACGCAGUUGCCAGUUCCCACCAGACGUGAACCAAGUCAUUCAGGUGUUCAACAGGGAAAAUGUGCGAAAGACAGAUUUGAGGACUGGUCUUUCUAACUCUGACUGUGUUCCUACCACUGCCAGAUCAACCUGUUAUCGGAGAACCAGGCCCCAGGGCAUUUUACACACAGCCUCAGGCUCCAGAGCCUCUGGACCACCUCUCCUAACUGGAAGAAAAAGCAAGGGAUCGAGUAGAAUGAACCAAAAGGUUACUACAGAAAGUCAGAGCAUUACCAACCAGAGUGAGAAUUUAUCACAUGGAGAACCUUCCCACAUUCUCAAUGAGGCUUUUGUAAUGUUGAAAGUACAUUAUGUAGGAGCAUCUGGCAGUUUACAGCCACAUCCCCCUAAAAAAAGAGCAGUUGACAAGAAGGGAUCUAAGAAGCUGAGAGUCAUCAGUGCUGGAGGAGAAAAGCAAACAUCAUCAAAUGAGUGUCACACUCCUACAAAGGAAAGUUCAGCACUCAUGGUCACAGAGUCUCAACUGUGCUCUGUGCAGCAAGGUUUGCCUUCUGACCUGAAGGUCUGGAACAGCUGGGAGAGUAAUGAAGGGUCUGAGCCUCAGCUCACUCUGCAAAAGGAGGUGUUCACUUUCUCAUCCCAGCCUCACUCACCCAAACGAGGACAAGGCCAGGGUGACCAGGAGAAGAUGGAGAUGGGAGAUAAUCAGGUUCAGAGCAAGAUUGGGAGGCGGUAUGAUGUCCAGCCCGAGGAUGACUUUAUUGGCAGUGAAAGUGAUGAGGAUAACAACUUCACCAUGUUCCAACAUCAACAAACAAGUGGGUCCAAUCUUACAUCUCCCAGAACACAACUUGAAGGUCACCCUGGAUCUCAUAAUGUGAACCUAACACCUCCACGUAACACCAGUAUGCAGCCUCAUUCCAGUGGGAAAGCUGAACCUGGGCUGUUUCCCACACGGUGCUUCUCACCUAAUGGACUGGAACAGAAGCGUGGUCCAAGAGUUUCAGAGAAAGUAAACCGGGUUCUUGAUGUGAGCAGCAGCAUAUCAGUUUGUAGAAGACUCCUGCAAGAAGUCAAAUUGGAUGAUUCAAAACAGCACAAGGUAAUCUCCGUUUUAUUGGUGAUAAAUUUGAAGGAGGAAGAAGAUGAGACACUAAAGCCUGUUGAUUCCAGUCAUUGCGACUCGGACCUGCUCGGCAGUCCGCAGACACAAGAUGAUGAGGAGCUUCGAAUGCUGGCUAGCCUAAAAAGAGAGCAAGAGGAAGAUGAAUGUAAAGCCUCGGGCCUCAGUGCAUCUCAGAUCCACCGGUGUAAUGUCAGCAUCGGCAUGAGCAGUGACGAUACUUCUACAUGGACCCACAUCUCUCUGCCAACUAAUCAGGGACACCACUAUCAGACGGAAAUGAACCCCUUCCUGCAAUCAAACCCCAGGGAAUGGAUGGAUGUGCUCAGCCCUCCUAUUAUGCCUCCCAGCCAGCAGAGAAGGUCAGGCAACACAUGGAACAAUGGGGGAAGUCUAGUCAGAGGAGGAGAUGAGUCAGUGAAGGAAGAGGAGAACGAGGAUGAGUAUUUGAAUCUGCUCUAUGAUCCUUGCCUGAACUGCUAUUUUGAUCCAAAGACAGGAAAGUACUAUGAACUGGCAUAACUUGAAGUCAAUUAGAGCCAAAAAUAAUAAAUCAAAUUGAAAGUGGAUGAAUGGCUUCAGGAUUUAUCAGCUGAGCUUAUUGAUCGGUAUUGAAUUCCCAAUUCAGAAAAAAAUCACUUUCUGUCUAUCCGUUCGUUUGUGGAAGCUAACAGGAGCUUUGUGUCACCAUAUGUAGUGUCAUGUAAGCCUGUAAGAGCCUGGGAAUGUAAUACAGAUACUUGCUUUUUGAAAGUUCUUGCUUAUUCAUUCGCACAUGUGAUGCUAAAAAGAGUCUGUUCAUGAAGCUUGGCUGGCAAACUCUUAUCGGGCUUCCUGAAAGAACGUAUUGAAUCUGUGAUAUUUCAGUUUUACAUGUUACAAUACAGAUAAUUUAUGGUGUCACAAAAUCAUAAAACCAUGCUGUGCGUAUGUGUAAUGUGAAUUAAAUUAAAUUUGAAAUAGCA